AUGCCGCCGGUACCAAUUGAGGGUGUAGAUUUAGAUAUAUUGCGUGAGGCGAUUGAAGUGUUAUCAACUACACACAUUGCCAACUAUUUGAAUUUCAUACAAAUGACAGCUGCUUAUAUUGUCAACAAGCUCCCACAAGCAUUUGCGUCUAAGUUUUAUAGAACAAAAGGUUUGCAAAAUGGAAGAAGUAAAGCUUCUGUUCCUGAAAGCACUAAUAAUGACGUAAUAGAUGCAACAAGAGAACCAGCAAACUGCCCACAAUUUCCUGAUUUGCGUUUGAUAACACAGGCCGAACAGAGAAGAGAAAAUGUGGAUGAUUGCUUAACACUCAAUAUUUACACCCCAAAUAAAGCAGGUCAAUUUCCGGUAAUUGUGUUUGUACACGGUGAAAUGUUAUUUGAUGGCAGUGCCGCUGAAGGUCAACCUGACUAUUUUCUGGAACACGAUGUAGUACUGGUAACCAUUAACUAUCGCUUAGCACCAUUUGGUUUUCUGACCACUUUAACAGAUGAUAUGCCCGGCAAUGUAGCACUUGCAGAUAUACACAUGGCCUUGGAAUGGGUGAACCAAUAUAUACGUCCUUUCGGAGGUAAUGCAGAUCAAGUAACAUUAAUCGGUCAAGCAGGUGGAGCAACACUGGUUCACGCUUUAAGUUUAAGUGAUAAGGCACUUGGUUUGUUCCACAAAUUAAUUUUACAAUCCGGCACAGCAUUGAAUCCCUAUUUCUGGGAUGAAGAUCCACUUAACACACUGAAAAGUUUUGCUAGAUUAGCAAGUUGCCCACUUUUUGCUUACGCGGACGACAUCGACAUCACUGAGCGUAGCAAGCGUAAUGUUACAGCUGUCAUUGCUGCUAUCGAAAAGGAAUCUGCAAAAAUGGACUUCGCGGAGAAUGAGGGCAAAACGAAGUAUAUGUCGUCUACUGGUAGUCUGACGCCGACGUAG
Molecule: messenger RNA, 945 nt
Organism: Teleopsis dalmanni
Lineage: Eukaryota; Metazoa; Arthropoda; Insecta; Diptera; Diopsidae
Product: glutactin-like
Exons: 5
Coding region: 1-945 (314 amino acids)
Source: RefSeq, a predicted model, not a curated record